UACUUUAUUUUAAUUUGUUUUUGUAAAUUUAUUUCUAACCCGAACCAAACCCUAAAUAAACCCCACCAUCCAGCCUUGCCACCUCUACUGCAUGUCCCUUUUUGUUUUCUCUCUCUUUCAGUUUUCGUCCUUAAAUUCCAAAUCUUCUUCUUUAAUCUAUGACAGUUGAAGCUUCGCAUCUCGACCUCUUCUCUCCUCAAUUCUUAGCUACCAGGUUUGAUUUUAAGGUCGAAACCCAUUGCUCAGAAUAUUCAGAUUCAAAUAACCCUUUAACGUCUCUUGCAUUUUCCAGGGAAUUGAUGAAUCCCAUUGAAGCAAACUGGAAUAUGUUUGAAACCCAGAUGGGAUAUGGAGUUCCAUUAUCAACGACGGCGGCAACACAAGGAUUGCUUCCUUUGUAUAACUCUUUGGUUACCGAUCAAAAGACUGUUGCACCGGCGAUCAAAUCGGAGAGUACUUUGACGUGCAACAAUCGUCCAUUGAAGCGUUCUAGAGACUCGUUUCAACGGCGACUUCAUAACAUCAACGAUAUUUCCUUUCAUAUGGAGCAGCAACAGUUUGAUAUUGAUCGCCUUAUCUCUCAACAUAUGGAGGAAAUGAGGACGGAAAUAGAAGAGAAAAGGAAGUGGCAGGCGCAGAAAAUAAUGGAAGCCAUUGAAGAAAGAGUAACGAAGAAACUAAGAGGCAAAGAUGAGGAAAUCGAGAAAAUUGAGAAAUUAAAUUGGGCGCUUGAAGAAAGGGUGAAUUCACUUUGCAUAGAGAACCAAAUAUGGCGAGACUUGGCUCAAACCAAUGAGGCCACCGCCACCGCCCUCCGGUCUAACCUAGAACAAGUCCUUGCAGCGGCGGCGCAGCAGGUCAAGGUCGGCGAGAGAAACCCUUGCGUCGGAUUAGAAACGACUGCCAUGGCGGAUGAGGUUGACGAUGCGCAAUCAUAUUGCGACAGCAGUUGGGAGGUGGAGAAAUGCACGUUCUUGGGAGCGGCGGGUUCCGGCAAGAAGAAUGGAGACGGCGGCACGCUAUGCCGGAACUGUGGGGAGGAGGAAUCCUGUGUGUUGCUGUUACCGUGCAGGCAUUUGUGCUUGUGUACCGUUUGUGGGUAUCGCCUUCACAUUUGUCCGAUUUGUGAAUCUCCAAAAAACGCAAUCCUUCAUAUUAAAAUGUCGUAAAAAAACGAUACA
Messenger RNA from Hibiscus syriacus, 1181 nucleotides. Its product is annotated as probable BOI-related E3 ubiquitin-protein ligase 2. The record is from RefSeq and is a predicted model, not a curated record. Gene Ontology annotation, molecular function: ubiquitin-protein transferase activity. The transcript has 2 exons. The coding region runs from base 159 to 1169 and encodes 336 amino acids. Lineage: Eukaryota; Viridiplantae; Streptophyta; Magnoliopsida; Malvales; Malvaceae. Gene Ontology annotation, biological process: regulation of programmed cell death.